This is a messenger RNA of Cryptococcus amylolentus CBS 6039, 360 nucleotides long. RefSeq lists its product as hypothetical. The transcript is spliced from 4 exons. The record is from RefSeq and is a predicted model, not a curated record. NCBI's taxonomy places the organism in Eukaryota, Fungi, Basidiomycota, Tremellomycetes, Tremellales, Cryptococcaceae. The coding region runs from base 1 to 360 and encodes 119 amino acids.
AUGGGCAUCUUCGACUGGUUCUCCUCCAACAGCUCCGUUGUUCCCGUCAACAACGAUAUCCCCAAACCCCGCUCAGACGCCACCGUCAACGCGCCUCCGCCAGAGCAGUACAGGACCGUCGCCCAGUUCGUCAGCGAAUCGCCCGCUGGAACAUACAUUUUCGACUCGAGAAAGAACGAUGACAAGGCCGAUACAGAGCUUUGCCGGCUGAAUCCUAACGGUGGUAGGAGUUGUGUCAAGGUGGCUAUGCACAGCGCUGCUCUUUUCAAGAGCAUGCAGGCUCUCGGCUUCUACUGUGCCCUUCCAGCGGAACCCACACGGACGCAUAUGGAGUGCAACCACCUUCCCGUCAGCAGAUAG